This is a messenger RNA of Anneissia japonica, 1749 nucleotides long. RefSeq names its product pre-mRNA-processing factor 19-like. Gene Ontology annotation, molecular function: ubiquitin protein ligase activity; protein binding. Gene Ontology annotation, cellular component: cytoplasm; U2-type catalytic step 1 spliceosome; Prp19 complex. The transcript has 10 exons. The record is from RefSeq and is a predicted model, not a curated record. Gene Ontology annotation, biological process: protein ubiquitination; DNA repair; mRNA splicing, via spliceosome. NCBI's taxonomy places the organism in Eukaryota, Metazoa, Echinodermata, Crinoidea, Comatulida, Comatulidae. The coding region runs from base 108 to 1622 and encodes 504 amino acids.
ACAUUUUUAUUUUUUCGCCGCCGCGCGCUUGGGCUCCAUAUUGCUAAAUGCUGUGUAUGUAGGCCUAGCCACUAGCAGAGAAAGUUAGGAUUAAUCAAUCUCAGAAUAUGGCUCUUGUUUGCUCCAUAAGUCAUGAAGUGCCUGAGCAUCCAGUGGUAUCGCCCGUUUCUAACAAUAUUUUUGAACGACGUCUAAUUGAAAAAUUCAUAGCUGAAAAUGGAGUUGACCCUAUUACUGGAGAAGUUCUCUCUGAAGAUAUGCUGGUUGAUGUUAAAGUGAGCCCUGUAGUAAAGCCACGCCCACCAACAGCCACCAGUAUCCCUGCAAUCCUCAAGCUACUUCAGGAUGAGUGGGACGCCUGCAUGCUGCAUAGCUUCACCCUCCGUCAACAGUUGCAAACAGCCCGUCAAGAACUCUCCCACGCCCUCUAUCAGCAUGAUGCUGCAUGUCGUGUUAUUGCUAGGCUGACUAAGGAGGUUACAGCAGCCCGUGAAGCACUUGCUACUCUGAAGCCCCAGGCUGCUCCAGGCAUUGCCCCUAUUGGCAGCAUGGUCCCACCCAGUCAGCUGGCUGAGCCAAUGGAAGCAGAGGAGGCAGGCAUGAUUGGCAUGUCUGAAGAAGUCAUCCAAAAGUUGCAAGACAAGGCUGCCUUGCUUACUGCAGAGCGUAAGAAGCGUGGUAAGAAGGUUCCAGAAGAUCUUAUGCCAGCUGAAGAGAUCCGUAGUUUUCGUGUUCAAUCUUCUCAUCCAGGUCUUCAUAGUGCAAGUAAUCCUGGUAUUUUGGCUUUGGACAUCCAAGCUGCUAACACUAACAAGGUACUGACUGGUGGUGCUGACCGCAAUGUGGUGGUCUUCAAUAAGGAGACUGAGCAAUUGGAGACCAUACUUAAAGGACAUACUAAGAAGGUUACUCAUGUCAUCUACCAUCCCAACAAGGAUGUUGUGUUCUCAUCUUCUCCCGAUUCUACGAUCCGUGUUUGGGCAGUUGCCAGUGGCACAUGUGCCCAGACGAUUCGGGCUCACGAAGGUGCAGUAACAGGGCUUAGUCUCCAUGCUACUGGUGACUACAUGCUGAGUUGCUCUGAGGAUCGUCACUGGGCUUUCUCUGAUAUCAACGUUGGACGUGUCCUUACCAAAGUGUCUGAUGACUCUAUUGGUCAUGCUUUGACUUGUGCUCAGUUCCAUCCUGAUGGUCUGAUCUUCGGAACUGGUACUGGUGACAGUGUCAUCAAGAUCUGGGAUCUCAAGGAACGGACAAAUGUGGCCAACUUUCCAGGACAUUCUGGACCCAUCACUGCCAUUUCCUUCUCUGAGAAUGGUUACUAUCUGGCUACUGCUGCUGAUGACUCCGUUGUCAAACUCUGGGAUUUGCGAAAGUUGAAAAACUUCAAAAACAUUACUUUAGAUAGUCAUUAUGAGGUGAAGUCAUUGUCAUUUGAUCAGAGUGGUACCUACCUAGCAGUGGCUGGUUCUGAUGUUCGUGUUUACUUGUGUAAGCAGUGGCAAGAACUUGCUGUGCUCACUGACCACAACGGUUUAGCUACUGGUGUUCGAUUUGGUCAGCAUGCAGGUUUCCUUGCUUCAACUGGAAUGGACAGGAGUCUCAAGUUCUAUGGCUUGUAAAAUACAGUUGAAAUUAGUUCAUUCUUGUCUCAAGAGCCUUACUUCUGCUCUGCUUAUCUUAAAAAUCCUAAUAAGCUGAAUAAAUUAUCUUGUGUCUUCUACUAUACUGUACAAAGCAUUAAGUUCU